CCGGCCCUCAUCUGAACGUACACUCAGUGAGACAACCAAGCUAGCAUACACCACACCAGUUGAGCUAAUCUUAGCUACCUAGCUAACAGCGAAGCGGCUAAGCAAGCUCGAGCUCGCCUUGGAAUGGAGGCCGAGAUGUACGUCCACGCCGCCGAGCCCCUCAGGGCGAACAUGGCCACGUGCAUCCCGAGGCUGCGCGGCGGCGGCGGCGUCCGGCGGCGGCCGCGGCAGCACGGCGCUCCUCCGCCCACGACGGCGUCGGCGUCCGUGAUGGAACGCGUCCGGGAGGUGCUGCUGCGGCUGGCGAUGCUGUCGGCGGCGUCCUCGUCGUCACCCAAGGCCGGCGCUCGCCUCCAGCAGCACACGACGGCCGCGGCGCCGACGAGGGCCGCGUCGGUCCGCAUGAGCCCGUCCUACUCCGAGUCGUACCCGAGCGACGCCGUGGACGACUGCAUCGAGUUCCUGAAGCGCUCGGCGGCAGGCAAUGGCGGCGGCAGCGCCUCCGCGGCCGCCGUGCCGGAGUCAGUGAGCUCGGCCCGGCCGCCGGCGGCGUUGCACGCGUGAUCUGCAUGCAUGUGACGUGCCACUAGCUGGAAUCUUAAUUAUUCUGCGAGAUCCACGAAUGAGUUGGUGUAUGUUUGACUGUUGGUACAUGUGGAUGUUUGUUGGGUGGUGGUUGCAUGCAUGCAUGCAUGUGUAGUGUGGUAGACGUUGGCGUACGUGUUGGAUGUAUAUAAGCAGAGUUUUGUGGCAAUUUACCUCAACUUGUCAAGUGGAAUUACAAUUAAUAUUACAUGCAUGUAUGUAUGUAUGU
Hordeum vulgare subsp. vulgare (domesticated barley) is the source of this 814-nucleotide messenger RNA. RefSeq lists its product as uncharacterized. NCBI's taxonomy places the organism in Eukaryota, Viridiplantae, Streptophyta, Magnoliopsida, Poales, Poaceae. The transcript has a single exon. The coding region runs from base 124 to 564 and encodes 146 amino acids. The record is from RefSeq and is a predicted model, not a curated record.